This is a messenger RNA of Poecilia reticulata (guppy), 3249 nucleotides long. It is a transcript of the gene morn4, whose product is annotated as MORN repeat containing 4. NCBI's taxonomy places the organism in Eukaryota, Metazoa, Chordata, Actinopteri, Cyprinodontiformes, Poeciliidae. Gene Ontology annotation, cellular component: cell projection. Gene Ontology annotation, biological process: response to axon injury. The record is from RefSeq and is a predicted model, not a curated record.
GCCGGUGUUUUCAUUUAUUUACGCCCCUCCUGUCGUACACGGUGGUUUCCAUGCUUCAGAGAGAACAGGCUUUGAGUGAAGGAACACCAUGACUUUGACCAGAGGAUCUUUUACUUAUGCCAGUGGAGAGGAGUACCACGGCGAGUGGAAAGAAGGUCGGCGACAUGGCCUAGGCCAGCUCAAGUUUCAGGAUGGAACAUGCUACUCUGGCCAGUUUGAGAAUGGACUCUUUCAUGGUUCUGGUGUGCUGCUUUUUACAGACGGAUCCAGGUACGAAGGAGAAUUUGCUCACGGAAAGUUUCAAGGUUCAGGAGUCUUUAGUCGAUUCGAUGGCAUGAAGUUCGAAGGAGAAUUCAAAGAUGGCCGUGUUGAGGGAUAUGGGCUAUUGACGUUCUCUGAUGGAACUCAUGGUGCUCCACGGAAUGAGGGCUUGUUCCAAAACCACAAGCUGCAGAAAAGGGAGAAGUGUCCUGGAGUGGUGCAGCGUGCUCAGGCCUCAGCCUCCAGCGCUCACAGCCUGGCGCUAUGACUGCCUUAGACCAUAAAGGUGUUAGGACUAAACUUUCAGCACCUUCCAGAUGGGCCUUAAGGGUGAACACUCUCUUUCACAAACUCUCUUUGUCUAUUUUUUUUUAACCAUUUCUUUGUUUGCUUGUCCACACUUAAAGUGACUUAAGGGAAAUGCAUUUGAACAUUUUUGGAUGACUUUCUAUGAAAUGAAGAACUUCAUGAAGCACACCUUUAACUUGAUAAGUAACGUAAGCAGGGAAAGCUGCUGUCUCUCAUAUUGACAUCGGACCAUGAAACGUGUCUGUUUCUUUCUAUAGCUGAUGGUUUUGCUGCUGAUUAUAGAAAUUACUUUUUAAAAAUACUGUUUUUAUUAGAAUAGUUUAAAAAAAAAAAGUCAUGGCUGCAUGUUAAAGAAAGAAUGUACAUAUUUAACUAUUCACAUUUGCCUUAAAGAUAUUUUCACACAAUCACAUGCUUGGGGGGUGUUCAUAAAAUAAUCAGAUGAUGAACAACACCCUAUCCUCACAUUCUCACUGCAUGACUUGCCUUGAGGUAUCUGUCAGUUUAAGGAGUUGAAAGCCUGAUUAAGGAUGGCGUUAGCUCCGUCAUUUGCAAGUCUUCUUCUUGAUGAUGAUUAUUAUUAUUGGGAAAGAUCACCAUAACACAACAUUUGUACAUGUUAGAAUCAUUCAGUGCUGGUCAGAGGUUUACAUGCGGUCAUCAUCAGCAUGAAUUCAGGGUCGUAUGAUCGUCCAACAGACAAUUUUAAUGAAUUUGAUCAACCAGAGUUGGAUGCACCCUUUUUAAUUUAUUGUAGUGGGUUUUCUCUGCUGAAAACAGAGUAAAGACAACACACACAGGCUCAAGCAUAUAUUUAUUUACCCCAUUAAUAUUUGCUGAGCUGUAACUUAAUUUGUUACAACUGUUAGUACAAUUCUGGCUGGAUGUUUGACUCCUCCUAUCAAACAUGGUAGAGUUUGUUUAAAUCCUGUGGUUUUCUGGCAACGACUCAUGAAAUGUUUAACCUGGUUUAUUAGUUUCCAAAGCCAGUUUUGAUAUUUUGUUUUUAUUUGGAAUUAAAACAAAAUGCAUAAAGCAGGUGAACUUUUAGCUUCUGAAUCAGUCCCUAUCUCGUAAUGACAAUUUGUAAGCUUCUCUGCAACUAAUUAAAGGACUAUUUUUGAAAUAUUAGUGGGAUUAUAAUACUUCUAAUCCUGUAGAGAAAAUUCACAUUAAAAUUCAAACUUGCCCAACAAGUUCUUGUUUUAAAAUUCAUUGUCGUGGUUUGUUGUAUCAUUGUAUUGUUGCAACUAGGUCUGUCACAAUAACAAAUUUUGCUAGAUGAUAAAUUGUCCCAGACGUUAUUGCGAUGAACAAUAUUAUUGUUCUGAGACCAUUUACAAGAGAUAUAGUGAAAAUACCAUAAAAAUGCAACAGCACAUUCUCAAAGAUCAACAAACUUAAAAUGUUGAUAAACCCUGGAAUUCAAAAACAUUUAAAACAUCGAAAAGAAAUAAACAACAAAUGAAAUAAUUUAUGAUGUCUCUAUAAAAAUGGGGCCUAUUUGAGAACGAUUCACCAGGCUGAAGAUUUUUGUCAUCGAGUGUUUGGUAGAGAGAGGGAGAGAAAAGAAAAAAACAAUAAAUCAUGCAAAUGGAAAUUAUUGAGUUAGUUUUAAUUUAUCUUGUGAUUAAUUGAUUUAUUGCUUAUUGCGACAGGCCUAGUUGCAACAUGGAAAAAGAGCGGCCCUACUCCGUCAAUAAAAGCCCAACAUUUAAUCUGAUGUACAUUCUGAUGGUGACUGAAUGUAAAUUUCUCACCAGCACCUUGUGUUGAAUCUGUGGACCUAAAUAAUUUAGGCAGCUAAAUGAAAAAUAAAUUAUAAUAAUAAUGUACUUGUUUAUUAAUGUGUGUAAGGUGUAUAAAUAUUAAUUGUAUCUGACUGUAUCAGUUUUAAUUUUAAGCAGUCUGGACUAGUGGAAAAUUGUGCUUUUAUCAUGUUUGAUAUUUUGACACAUAAUUUAUUACAGCUGAUCACAGCUAUUCUGUGUUCUGUAUACUUGAAUGUUUAACAGGCCUUACGACACAUCAGUAGACAUUAUUUAUUCUAGUGUCGCCUAAAAAACUUCAACCAAAGACAAUCAUGUCAUAUGAGAAGUAUGAAGAACUGAAAUGGUCAGUAGUGCAAACAAACAGACUUUAGAGUUGGAUAGUAAAGACAAAUCAAUGGGGAGAAUUUCAACUGGAAUUUAAGUACAUUUGAACAAAAAAUGACUAAACAAAGAAACAUUUGGUUUAUUUCUGAAGUCAGAUUAGAAAGUUUUACAUUUCCACUGCUACAUUCUAUGAAAAAAGAAUAAAUCAAGAGUCAAGCCCCAUAACUUGGUUUAAUGUGUUAUGACAACUUUUAAGACUGAAAAAGAGACUAAAAGCAGAUAAUCUGACCUAUUUUGGUAUCAGUAACACUAUUUUGGUGCACAUUUAAAAGUAUUUGUUCUCUCACCAACUGAUCUCACAAGAGUCAUGCUUCCAUUUCCACCUGGAAACAAAUGGUGCUUUACAAAUGUGCCUGUCCACAAUUUGAUUUGCCUUGUAAAAAAAAACAUCUUGUUGCCAUGGUGUUAUCUUUUUGAGGAUUGUUAACCAUGUGGUCUUUAAAUAAAGCAUCCGCCGUUUUCCUGGAAUUCGUCUGAUUAUGUAUCAUGGAGGCGUAUUUAAUAAAGGGUGUAUUGUAAAAAG